UGGACAAAUAUCAGCUGCGGUCUGACAGAUCACUGGAGCAUUACCUGAUGAUGGGGAGCAUGGCUUUACCCACUGCAUGCUCCUGUGUAGCUCCAGGUAUUUGGGGCGUGGUUUCUACAGAAGGUGUUUUUAACAUUUCCAGGUUGUGACACCUGAGGAAGAGGCGUUAACCAGGUGCCUGGCUCCAACGACAGCAAUCACUUUUACUCUUCUUAGCGCUACUAAUUUGGAUUCACCACUUUUUGAAAAGGGAACAAAGUGAAAGGAAACAAACGGAGUUUUCUGGGAUCCUGGUGGACUCCAUUUGGAGCGGCUUUGGAAGAUGAAUUCCGCCAGAUACGACGGCCACAAAAGCCAGCAUGAGCGGAUCGACUUCUUGACCAGCAAAGAGAAGGUGCCAUCAAAGCGGAAGACUGGCAUCAUAGUCGGGGUUCUUGUGGCGCUUCUCCUACUUGCAGCUGUUGCAGCGUUACUCAUUUGGCUGUUUAUUUUUAAAAAUGCUGAGUCAGAAGUCAUGCUUAAGAACCAGUACAGCCCAUCAGUGCGGGUCUUCACUGGGCAUAUGAAGCUGGCUGAUGUACCAUAUGACCAGAAGCUGGAGGAUCCCCAGAGCAAAGAAUUUGAGGAUUUGGCGCUCCAGCUGCAGGCAGUUCUGGAGGAGAACUACAAGAAGGAUCCAUUCCUUUCAAAAUACUACACCACCUCUGUGAUCACUGCAUUCAGUGAGGGAGUGAAAGCCUACUACUGGUCCCAGUUUGACAUUCCUGCAAGUGACCUGGAAAUGCUGCCGAAGUUCUCAGAGCAGCUGGUGAUGACUGCGCUGGGGGGCAGCACCAAGGGACAGCGCAGUGUUAUGAGCCGCAUGGAUAUCAAGAUCAGUGAAGUCACGGCCUUACUCACAGAUCCUCGCAUGGUCAGGAACCCGAAAGACAUGGGAUGUUUCAACCUGCUGAAAGCUGAAGACAAGAUGCAGAUAUUUACAUCGCCAGGGUUCCCCACAGGCCACCCCCCCAAAACUCGGUGUCAGUGGCAAAUCCGAGCAGCAGCGGACAAAGCCAUAUCUGUCAGUUUCCCUAAAUUCCACAUCGAGGAUUACUGCUCGGAUGAUUUUGUCUUCAUCUAUGACUCUUUGAGUCCAGAGUAUUCUCAGGCCAUUACACAGAAGUGUGGUCAGAGGCCCCCCUCCAAUCCCCUGGAGGUGGUGUCAUCUGGCAACAUCAUGCUGAUUAAUCUGAUUACUGACACGGAGGUCCAGAGACCUGGCUUUGAGGCACACUACAGAGCCAUCCCCCUGUCCAAAGUAAAAACCUGUGGUGGCGUCCUCUCUGAAAAUGAAGGAGUCUUCACCUCCCCCCUUUACCCCAGCUUUUAUCCUCCUAAUAUGGACUGCAAGUGGACCAUCAAGGUCCUAGAAGGGCGCAAGCUGCGGGUGACGUUCACCAUGUUCCGCGUGAAAGAGCCUGACGUGGACGUCCGUGUGUGUCACAAAGACUACGUGGAGGUUCUGGGCACCAAAUAUUGUGGAGAAAUAUCCUCUUUGGCUCUGACCAGUGACAGCAAUAUCCUAGAAGUGACCUUCCACUCUGAUGAGUCCUACACUGACAAAGGCUUCAGUGCUGAGUACAGCGCCUAUGAUCCCACAAACCCUUGCCCAGACAAGUUCACCUGCAACUCUGGUAUCUGUAUCGCCAAAGAGCUGAAGUGUGAUGGCUGGAAUGACUGUGGUGACAUGAGCGACGAGAUGAAGUGCCACUGUGAAAAGGACCAGUUUUCAUGUUUGAAUGGCUUGUGCAAGCCAAAAAUGUGGGUGUGUGAUCGUGUCAAUGACUGCGGAGAUGGGAGCGAUGAGAAACGUUGCGGUUGUGAGGAGAACGAGUGGCGCUGUGGGAACGGAGACUGCCUGCCACAAGGCGUUGUGUGUGACAAAAAGCAGGACUGUACAGAUGGAAGCGACGAGGCCUCUUGUAAAGACUCUCCGGGUAUCUGUUCUGAAUUCAGCUUCAAGUGUUUGAACCAGGAAUGUGUCAACAAAGUGAAUGCCGAAUGCGAUCGUGUUAGUGACUGCUCUGACAACUCGGAUGAGGCCAGCUGCGAUUGUGGCACCAGGCCUUAUUAUCUGAACCGCAUCGUGGGGGGUCAGAACGCUGAGCUGGGCGAGUGGCCCUGGCAGGUCAGCCUUCACUUCCAGACCAAUGGACACGCUUGUGGUGCCUCCAUCAUCUCUGACAAGUGGCUCCUCUCAGCUUCCCAUUGCUUUGUCACCAGCGACCCGGAGAACCAUGUUGCCAUGAACUGGCAGACCUACAGUGGCAUGCAAGACCAGUACAAACAGGAUGGCGUACUGCGCCGCUCAGUGAAAAGGAUCAUCACCCACCCGAAUUACGACCGUAUGACCUUUGACUAUGACAUUGCACUACUGGAGCUCAGCGAGCCACUGAAGUUCAGUAACACCAUCCAACCCAUCUGCCUACCCUCUCCCUCCCACGUCUUCCCUGCAGGCAUGUCCUGCUGGGUCACAGGCUGGGGCGCGCUCAGAGAAGGAGGUCAACCGACACAGCUGCUACAGAAGGCAUCUGUGAAAAUCAUCAAUGACACGGUGUGUAACGUGGUCACCGAGGGCCAACUCACCUCCAGGAUGCUCUGCAGUGGAUUCUUGACUGGAGGAGUCGAUGCAUGCCAGGGAGACUCUGGAGGCCCCCUGGUGUGUUUUGAGGAGAGUGGGAAGUGGUUCCAGGCCGGUAUCGUGAGCUGGGGCGAGGGCUGCGCUCGUAGGAACAAGCCCGGUGUCUACUCGCGCGUCACCAAGCUGAGAGACUGGGUGACAAAGGAGGCAGGAAUUUGAUGAUGUUAUGAGGAUCAGUGAGGUAUGUAGAGCGGGAAAUGACAUCAAAGUGCUAAAAAUAAUGGAGGAACAUUUCAGUCUGAUUCAGGACAUGUUUCUUCAUUUAGCAGCAAACUGAGGACACGGACUCAGCUACUCACAUGAAUGACUUGGAGCACUUUAUUUGCAAGCCCCCUUUUCCCCAACUUAAGUCCACAUAAACCACAGUGACUCACACGUGUAUAGUUUUAAAGGUAUAAAAAUCAGUGUCUUUUAUCCCCAUCCAAUUCUUACUAGUGUGUGGUUCUCACUAUAAAUAAUGAAAUAUGUAAAUUUUGGCAACCAUUUUCCCAGUAUUUGUAAAAUUUUACCUUUUGAGAUGGAUGCAACAUUGGAACAUUUUAUGAAUUUUAAAAUGUUGUUAAGACUUAGUAUUAUGUAUUUCUUAAAGGGUGAGAUGCCUUCAUGCUUUUGGGCUGCAGUGAAUUUGGCAUUUUGCCAGUGGUUUCAUGCCGUGUAUAGCGAUAAAUUAGGGGUUUUAUUUUUCCAAUAUUUUAAAGCACAGGAACAUUUAGCCUGUUUCCUACAAAAUACUCAUUUAAAACAGCUGACCGUUUUCCAAAGCAUUGCCCUGGUUUUUCAACCGAUUAUAGCAUUUUUAUCUACCUACCUAUCUGCCAGGCAGCCAUUAGUCUGUGUUUAUCUGUAGAAUACAAAUAUCAGCUUGCAGAGACAAUUGCAUUAACAUGUGGUGAUAACAGAAGUCUGACAAAGAAGAGGAAAAAACAACCAAAACAACAUGGUGCUUUCAUCCACACAGGGGCAUUUUCAUAUUGUGUUCUACUAAAAUUAAUGAAAAACAACAAACUGCCUGGAAAGUAGAAAAUGCAUUAAUCAAUCUAAAAGCCCAUGGUUUGUUUUGGAAAUACGCCAGCAGUAAUGUUAAGUAGUCUGUGGGCUAAAACAGACACCAACCAGCAUGGUCCUCGAGAGAAAACUAAUAUGAGACUGAAGUAACGCUUCGGUUUUAAAUAGUUUUCAGCCUGAGGAUGAGAAGCAGUUGGCUUUUACAUGGAUUUCUAGUUGAGAUACACACCUCAAAGCCAAAGCAAACCAAUGGGGCUUUCACAAGUUACCAGAACAAUGCAAUGAGUUCUUAACCACAUGAGAAUUUUCUCUUUGAACACGAACAGCUCAAUCAACUUUCAAAUCUAAGAUUUAACCACAUGCUUUCUUUUACUUGAUUUGCUUCACCUCACGGAAAUAUUAUGCUGGAUAAGCAAACCAAAGAUCUGCAUUAGUAUUAUUUACUGAGGGGGAAAAAAUUUAAGGAAAUUAGUUGAGGAUCUUGCUCAGUGGACCUUUUUAUAUUGAAUCCAUAGAGCGUUACAGUUAAACUAUGUGAGUGUGAAUGUACUGUAUAGUUUUCAGAAAGCAAGGGAUGGUCACAACUUUUAGAACAUGUUUUCAUAAACAUUAUACACUGUGACUGUGAUUAUGGAUGUUGUAUCCUUUUGUAUUGUUUUGUUUGCAUAUGUUUUUAUAAGAAAGAGUCAUGAAAAUAAAAUGUU
This is a messenger RNA of Monopterus albus (swamp eel), 4392 nucleotides long. RefSeq names its product ST14 transmembrane serine protease matriptase (gene st14). Lineage: Eukaryota; Metazoa; Chordata; Actinopteri; Synbranchiformes; Synbranchidae. The record is from RefSeq and is a predicted model, not a curated record. Gene Ontology annotation, biological process: proteolysis. Bases 323 to 2842 code for a protein of 839 amino acids. Gene Ontology annotation, molecular function: serine-type endopeptidase activity; protein binding. The transcript is spliced from 19 exons.